UGUAUAUCUUUCUGGGAAAGUAAGACCUUUUGAGUAUAAUGUGACCAAUGGAUGAGUUUCGCCUAUGCUGCACGAUGACGACGCAACAUGGGUCUUUAAUGAGGCACAGCAUCGACGAGGAUCCGUCGCAGAAUUCAAAGGCGGAUCAAUGCAAGCACGACACAUUGCAAUACACCAAAGACCCCUCCUGCAUCAUACAUACUAACUAGAUAGUCAGACCAUAUUGACGCCGCUAAUGGCCCGGAACUCUAGACCCUGCAUUACACAAGGAGGAUUUUCUGCUAGCACUAGCGGAAUCAUGCUCAAAUCCAAGUUCCAGCGGCCGCGGGAAACUACAAAGCUGAUUUGAAGACCUUGAAGACUGAAACAAAUAAACGAGA
Truncatella angustata is the source of this 380-nucleotide messenger RNA. RefSeq lists its product as uncharacterized. NCBI's taxonomy places the organism in Eukaryota, Fungi, Ascomycota, Sordariomycetes, Amphisphaeriales, Sporocadaceae. The transcript has a single exon. The record is from RefSeq and is a predicted model, not a curated record. The annotation marks the transcript as partial.